AUGCCCAGCGAUGCGCAAGCCCCCGUGAAGCUCUCGCUGCCUCUCGAGUUCCAACAGGACAUCUUCAACGAACUGCGCGAGGAAGAUGAGCUCGUCCUCCUUGCGCGCGGCCUCGGCCUCUUGCGCAUUGUAACCAACCUCCUUCACUCUUACGAUGCUGCUGGGAACAACCUCAUACUGCUCGUCGGCGCUGACGAUCGCGAGAAUGUGUGGAUUGGCGAGGCGUUGGCCGAGCAUGCGGCGGUCAGUAAUGCGCUCAAGUGCCGCGGGCUGAGCCUGGUCAAUACCGAUCUGAUGAGCGUUGGAACACGCGAGAAGAUGUAUGCGCAGGGCGGAAUAUUCAGUAUAACGUCACGCAUCCUCAUCGUAGACUUCCUGUCUGGGUUACUAAACCCAGAAACGGUGACGGGUGUGGUGGUACUGCACGCUGAAAGGGUCGUCGCGACAUCCCUAGAGGCCUUCAUCCUGCGCAUCUACCGGCAGAAGAACAAGGCAGGCUUUUUGAAGGCAUUCUCCGAUACGCCAGAGCCAUUCACUACCGGAUUCGCUCCGCUCACCAUCAUGAUGAAGAACCUGUUCUUGACGAAACCGGCGCUAUACCCAAGAUUCCACGUCGCAGUCGCAAACUCGCUCGAAGGACGUAAGAAAGCUGAAGUCAUUGAGCUGGAGGUGCCCAUGACGGAAGCUAUGCAGGACAUACAGAACGCGGUACUAGCCUGCGUUGAAGCCAGUAUCAGCGAGCUCAAGAAAGCGAACCCAGGCUUGGAGGUGGAAGAUUGGAACGUGGACAGUGCCCUUCACAAAAACUUCGACCAGAUCAUCAGACGUCAACUAGACCCCGUCUGGCAUCGCACAACGUACAAGACACGACAGGUCGUCCGAGAUUUGUCGCUGCUUCGUACCAUUCUGCAUGCGCUUCUGACAUAUGAUGCGGUAAACUUCAACAAGUACCUCGACACUGUAUUGGCAGCCUCGCAACCACCGCCGGGAUCGACGAAGCAGAACCAGUCACCAUGGCUGUUCCUAGAUGCGGCCGAUACCAUUUUCACUACCGCCAAGCGACGAGUAUAUACUGGUAAGGUGUCCAACGCCGAGUUAGCUAACGCCUCGAACACAGUGCCAGAGUCUCUACAGCCAGUCCUCGAAGAAUUUCCCAAAUGGACGCAGCUUGCAGAAAUCCUCCAAGAGAUUGAGCAGGAUGCUUACUUCAACCCAACACCGCAAGAUUCCUCCAACGGCUCCAUACUUAUCAUGUGCGGCGACCAGGGUACAGCAUCACAGCUGAGAGAGUAUCUGCAAACCAUGUAUGUCAAGCCAGAGGGUGUACCGGAUGAGGAAGAAGACGAGUACGAGCCAUCCGCGAAAUUUAUGAUGCGACGUAAGCUACGUAACUACCUCACUUGGAAACGCGACUUCAGCAAAGUCAGCGCUGCCUUGUUUUCGGAGAAUCAAAAAGCCAUCAAUAACAGCACAGACAAGAAUGUUCAGAGCGGUAUGCGCCAGACGUCUGGUAAACCUCCGCCUAGCAAGCGACGUCGCAUACGAGGAGGUGGAAACGCUGCAGCAGGUCCUUCACGAUCAGAUACAGGAGCUGUUCGUACAGCAGGAGACCGCGACGCCCACAUUGCAAGUUUGAUGGCUGAACUGGAACCCACGGAAAUCGAAGCAGCGCAAAAGCCUGGCGACGUAGGUUUCGACCCUCUUGACAACAUGGAAAGCUACUACGAGCUCUUUGACAUGAACUCCCUGAUCAUCGUACACCCCUACUCCGGAGAUCUAGACGAACACAUCCUAGACGAGACAAAACCUCGAUAUGUCAUCAUGUACGAGCCUGACGCAGCGUUCAUUCGGCGUAUAGAAGUGUACCGAUCAUCACACACAGACCGAACGGUGAAAGUCUUCUUCAUGUACUACGGAGGCAGUGUAGAAGAACAACGCUACCUCUCCGCCGUCCGCCGCGAAAAAGACGCCUUCACCCGCCUGAUCAAGGAACGCGCAAACAUGGCUUUAACCAUAAACUCUACCGCGAACCUCGCUCCCGAAGAGUCUUUCCUCCGCACAAUCAACACCAGGAUAGCUGGAGGAGGUCGCCUUGCUGCAACCACCGAACCUCCCCGCGUCGUCGUCGAUGUACGAGAAUUCCGCUCCUCACUCCCAUCAUUGUUGCACGGCCGAUCCAUUGUCAUCGUCCCCUGCAUGUUAACAGUAGGCGACUACGUCCUUACACCUCAAAUUUGCAUCGAGCGCAAAUCCAUCCGCGAUCUCAUCCAAUCAUUCGCCAACGGCCGUCUUUUCAACCAAGUAGAAUCCAUGACGGAACACUACAAACACCCCAUGCUACUCAUCGAAUUCGACCAAAACAAGUCUUUCACCUUGGAACCUUUCACGGAUUUCUCAGCUGGUAGCGCUGCUUCUGCUAAUGCGUCAGCGACGACCCCAGAUCUUCAAUCAAAACUCGUCAUGCUGACGCUCGCCUUCCCGCGUUUGAGGAUAAUAUGGAGUAGCUCCCCUUACCAAACCGCCGAGAUCUUCUCUGAAUUGAAAAAGGCGCAGGAUGAGCCUGAUCCGUUGAGAGCAGUGCAGUUGGGUCUUGAUCCUAAUCAGAGUGGAGACGAGAUGCGAAGCUUCAAUCAGACGAGUCAGGACAUGUUGAGGGCGCUGCCUGGGGUAAACGAGAAUGUGGUCACGACAUUGAUGCUGAAGAGUGAGAGUAUUUAUGAGGUAGCAAACAUGCAGGAGAGGGAGAUUUGUUGGUUGGUGGGGACGGACGUGGGGAGGAGGGUGUGGAGGUUCUUUAAUCGAUCAGUGUAUGAAGAAGUACAGUGGCAGAAUUUUAGUUAG
Alternaria atra is the source of this 2841-nucleotide messenger RNA. RefSeq lists its product as uncharacterized. Bases 1 to 2841 code for a protein of 946 amino acids. Gene Ontology annotation, cellular component: nucleotide-excision repair factor 1 complex. The transcript has 2 exons. Gene Ontology annotation, molecular function: single-stranded DNA binding; damaged DNA binding; single-stranded DNA endonuclease activity. Lineage: Eukaryota; Fungi; Ascomycota; Dothideomycetes; Pleosporales; Pleosporaceae. The record is from RefSeq and is a predicted model, not a curated record. Gene Ontology annotation, biological process: double-strand break repair via single-strand annealing, removal of nonhomologous ends; double-strand break repair via homologous recombination; nucleotide-excision repair involved in interstrand cross-link repair.